AUGUCGUCUGCUGUGGACUCGGCGGUUGUUGUUGGUGGAAGUGUCUUUUUCGGUACAGAUGACGGGAUUGGUGGUGAAAAAGAUUUUCUGGAAUUGGAUAUUCCAGCUGUUGAUGGCGAAAGUGCAAUCUGGAAGAAGGUUUUCGAUGAGGAUUUGAUGGAGGGAGUGGAUGAUGGCGAUCAGUUUGUGGAUUUUUUACUGCUGGAGGAUGGGAUAAUGUUGGAUUUGGUGCAGGGAGAAAAUGAACAGGAUCAGGUUCAAUGCACUCCUACGCAUGAAGGAAAUGAAAUCGAUUCAUCUAAGAACGCGUUACGUAACGGAAAUGCUAUGAGAAGGCAUAGCAAGGAAACGCCUAUCGAAUCAGCUGACGUUGAAGAGAGGCAACGCAAGGACGAAACUGGCAACAAUGUUGCAUCGAAAUGUUCAGCAUUCAAGUGUGGCGUUUGUUUGCUGCGAUUUAAACUCAAGGCACACUUGAUUAGACACAUGCUUUUGAGGCACCGCCAAGACGCUGCCAUCAAGCAGGCUGAGAAGAUUUACAGCAGGUGUUUGCGAUGCAAUGAGCUCUAUUUCACUACUUUCGACCUAGAAAGUCAUCUCAAAGAGAAACACAAGACUACCCUGCCAUGUGAUAUCUGCUUACGAUUGUUUGAAGAUGAGAAAUCGCUCAACCGCCAUCGAGUGUACCACGUGGGCGUGAAUCCAUUCACCUGUGAUGUAUGCAACAAACAGUGCAAGAACUCCAGCCAUUUACAUUUUCAUCGAAGAAGUCAUUUCACCGCAGAUCUAGGUUACGGAUGUCCACACUGCCAAAGACGAUUUUCCUCGUCGGGAAACCGCCAGAAACAUAUCGCACGAGUCCACACUCAAGACAAACGUUACAAAUGCUCCAACUGCCAAGACUCGUUCGUCUAUUCUCGCCAGUUGAAAAUUCAUCUCCAACAAUGUCCUGUAAAACGGGGCACUCACAGUUGUCCAGAUUGCAACAUCCCAUUCGCUACCAAUCAACAACUGGCCAAACAUCGCGAGUCAUCCCACUAUCAAAAAGAUCGACCCCACGCAUGCGACCAAUGUCCAUCACGCUUCAAACAACUUGGCCAUCUUAAAACACACAAACUGACCCACUCUGGCCUCAAACCAUUCGUAUGUGACCACUGCGAGAAGCGAUUUCGCACCGGAACUGACCUCAAAGUGCACCAAAGGGCCGCGCACACCCAAGAGAAGCCAUUUCGCUGCGAGCAAUGUGACCAGCGUUUUAUCGUGGGCUAUCUUCUAAAUCAGCACCGUCUCAAAAUGCACUGCGAUCGCAACGCCAAAAAAUAG
Messenger RNA from Aedes aegypti (yellow fever mosquito), 1323 nucleotides. Its product is annotated as zinc finger protein 664. Lineage: Eukaryota; Metazoa; Arthropoda; Insecta; Diptera; Culicidae. Gene Ontology annotation, molecular function: RNA polymerase II cis-regulatory region sequence-specific DNA binding; DNA-binding transcription factor activity. Bases 1 to 1323 code for a protein of 440 amino acids. Gene Ontology annotation, biological process: regulation of transcription by RNA polymerase II. The record is from RefSeq and is a predicted model, not a curated record. The transcript has a single exon.